UCACGGUCAUACGUACACAUAACACACACAGCGGCACUUAUCUCUUCCCGCCAUAAGCACUCCCUGUUAGGGGCUAAUAGUGCUAGCUCACUCUCCGAAAUUUCCUUCUAAAUUUCUAGGGCUUCUGAAAAAAUAAAAUUCUGUAGAUACCAAGCCAUGAGCGAUUCUAGGGUGUACCCUGAAUCAUCUUACAGCUUUCAACAAUCCGGGGCGGGUACCAUAACCCGGAUACGAUUAGAGAAUUUCAUGUGCCACAGUAGCCUCCAAAUCGAGCUCGGCGAGUAUCUCAAUUUUAUCACCGGUCAAAACGGAAGUGGUAAAAGUGCUAUAUUGACUGCUAUAUGUAUUGCAUUUGGAUGCCGAGCGAAAGGAACUCAAAGGGCUUCUACUUUGAAGGAUUUUAUCAAAACUGGUUGCAGCUAUGCUUUGGUUCAAGUUGAAUUAAAAAAUCAAGGAGGUGAUGCAUUCAAGCCAGAUAUUUAUGGUCCUUCCAUCACUAUUGUGCGCAGGAUUACUGAAUCUGGCAGCACCAUUGUUUUAAAGGAUCACCAAGGGAAACGAGUGGCCAGUCGAAGACAAGAGCUUUCUGAACUAGUAGAUCAUUUUAAUAUUGAUGUUGAGAAUCCGUGUGUAGUAAUGAGUCAAGACAAAAGCAGAGAGUUUCUGCAUUCUGGAAAUGACAAAGAUAAAUUCAAGUUCUUCUUCAAGGCCACACUUCUCCAGCAAGUUAAUGAUCUUUUACAAAGUAUUUAUGAACACUUGAAUAAAGCUGAUGCUCUUGUUGUUGAAUUGGAGGCUGCAAUAAGGCCCAUACAACUUGAACUUCUUGAGUUGCAAGGAAAGAUAAAGAGCAUGGAACAAGUGGAACAGAUAACACUACAGGCACAACAAUUGAAGAAAAAACUGGCCUGGGCUUGGGUAUAUGAUGUUGACAGACAACUCCAGGAACAAACUGCAAAGAUUGGAAAGCUGAAAGAUCGUAUCCCUGCUUGCCAAGCUAAAAUUGAUGCCAAACUUAGGAAAUUGGAGUCACUAAGGGAUCGUUUUGCAAAGAAGAAAGCUCAAAUUGCAGUCAUGGUGGAAAAAACAUCAGAGGUUAGGAGAAGGCAGGAUGAGUUGCGGCAUGCUAUUUCCUUGGCAACAAAUGAGAAGCAUGAGCUAGAACAAGAGGAUGGCCGUAGAAAUAAUUCCAUUCAGAAAAUGGUGAAACGUGUGAAGUUGAUUGAACAACAGAUCCAGGAUAUUCAUGAGCAACAUGUUAGAAAUACACAGGCUGAAGAAUCUGAAAUAGAGGAAAAGCUGAAGGAACUCCGGCAUGAGGUUGAUUCUGCUAUUUCAACCCUUUCAAGUUUGAAGGAAGAAGAAAGUGCCUUAGCUGAGAAACAUUCAAAAGGGAUGAAUGAGAUUAGAAAGAUAGCUGAUGAGAUAGAAGAUUAUGAAAAGAAGUACCGUGAGAUAACAUCUUAUGUCCGUGAGCUCCAGCAAAAUCAAACCAACAAGGUUACAGCUUUUGGAGGUGAUAGAGUGAUAAGUCUUUUACGUGCAAUUGAGAGACAACACCAUAGAUUCAAAAGGCCGCCCAUUGGUCCAAUUGGUGCUCAUGUGACCUUGGUCAAUGGAGAUAGAUGGGCUCCUGCAGUUGAACAAGCUAUUGGGAAAUUGCUCAAUGCUUUUAUUGUGACUGAUCAUAAAGAUGCUCUUCUUCUGAGACAUUGCGCUAGAGAUUCAAACUAUAACCACCUUCAGAUUAUUAUCUAUGACUUUGCAAGGCCCCGGAUGAGAUUACCUCAGCACAUGCUUCCCCAGACAAAGCAUCCAACAACUCUCUCUCUUUUAAAUUCUGAUAAUCCUACUGUUAUAAAUGUCUUGGUGGAUAUGGGGAAUGUUGAGAGGCAAGUUCUUGUUAGAGACUAUGAUGAAGGCAAAGCUGUUGCUUUUGAACAAAGAAUAUCAAAUCUUAAGGAGGUUUAUACUUUGGAUGGACACAAAAUGUUUUCUCGUGGUUCUGUUCAGACGAUUCUACCUUCAAACAAGAAGCUGAGAACUGGUCGCCUUUGUAGUUCUUAUGAUGAAAAAAUUAAGGAUCUUGAAAGAGAAGCAUCAAAUGUACAAGAAGAAGCUCAACAGUGCCGGAGGCGGAAGAGGGAUUCAGAAGAAAAACUUCAGGAUCUUCAACAUCAUUUACAAAGUGUAAAGAGGAAGUGCACUAGUGCAGAGCGGAAUCUAAUGUCGAAGAAACUAGCUUUGCAAGAUGUGAAGAACUCAUUUGUUGCUGAAGCUGGUCCACCAUCUGCUUCAACAGUUGAUGAGCUUCAUCAAGAAAUUUCAAUUGUUCAAGAGGAAAUAAGAGAAAAGGAAAUAUCAUUAGAAAAUAUUCAAAUGAGAAUGAGCGAAUCCGAAGCAAAAGUAAGAAAUCUUAAAUUAUCGUUCGAGAGUUUAUGUGAGUCAGCAAAGGAGGAGAUUGAGGCCUUUGAGAAAGCUGAGAGGGAGCUAAUGGAGACUGAAAACGAUAUACAUUCUUCUGAAGCGGAGAAGGCUCACUAUGAAAGUGUAAUGUGCAAGAAGGUUUUUCCUGAUAUUGAAGAGGCCGAGAAAGAGUAUGAGGAGCUUAAAGUAUUGCAUAAGGAUAGUUGCCGAAAGGCUUCUAUUAUUUGUCCUGAGAGUGAAAUUGAAGCUUUAGGAGGUAGGGAUGGGAGCACUCCUGAACAGCUUAGCGCCCAAUUGAACAAAUUGAAUCAAAGACUGCAGCACGAGAGUCAGAGGCAUUCUGAGUCUAUCGAGGACCUCAGAAUGUUGUAUGAGAAAAAAGAACGUAAGAUUUCAAGAAAGCAGCAAACUUACAAAGCUUUCCGAGAAAAACUGGAUGCUUGUCGAAAAGCCCUAGACUUGCGAUUUAGCAAGUUUCAAAGGAAUGCAACUCUUCUGAAGCGUCAAUUAACUUGGAAAUUUAAUGGCCAUUUGGGAAAGAAGGGAAUUAGUGGGCAUAUCAAAAUUAGUUACGAGGAGAAGACACUCUCCAUAGAGGUAAAGAUGCCCCAGGAUGCAUCAAGCAGAACUGUGCGCGAUACUAGGGGCCUUUCAGGUGGGGAACGCUCAUUUUCAACAUUGUGCUUUGCAUUGGCUCUUCAUGAUAUGACUGAAGCUCCAUUUCGAGCAAUGGAUGAGUUUGACGUGUUUAUGGAUGCUGUUAGUCGGAAAAUCAGUCUUGAUACAUUGGUUGAUUUUGCAUUGGCCCAAGGAUCGCAAUGGAUAUUUAUAACACCUCAUGAUAUCAGCCAAGUAAAGCAAGGUCCGAAGAUAAAGAAGCAGCAGAUGGCAGCUCCUCGUCCCUGAAUUCUCUGUCUACAGCUUUUGCUUGUAUUAAUGUUAUUAGGGCAAUUUUAUAAAAUCUGGGUAAGGUGUGUUACUUGUGGAAACUGAAUGUAUAUAUAUUAGUUCUUCAAGUUGCCCUCUAUGCUGUCUACAUCAGAUAGGUGACUAUUGUUGAUCUUGUGUAUCAUAUAAAACGAUAUUGAUGAGCAAUGAUAUGUAUUUUAGGAUGAAUCGGAAAUUCGUAUGUAAUGGCAGGUGUAUUGUAUGAUAUUGGUAUGUAUCGGUAAUUUUACCAAAAUAGAUUUAAGGGGUAGUAAAAUCAUUCCAUAUAUGUUUCAUGGAAUGCUGUUUUUGUUUUUAA
Messenger RNA from Mangifera indica (mango), 3673 nucleotides. RefSeq names its product structural maintenance of chromosomes protein 6B. Gene Ontology annotation, biological process: chromosome organization; double-strand break repair via homologous recombination. Gene Ontology annotation, cellular component: Smc5-Smc6 complex; site of double-strand break; nucleus. Gene Ontology annotation, molecular function: single-stranded DNA binding; protein binding; ATP binding. Bases 157 to 3333 code for a protein of 1058 amino acids. The record is from RefSeq and is a predicted model, not a curated record. The transcript is spliced from 28 exons. NCBI's taxonomy places the organism in Eukaryota, Viridiplantae, Streptophyta, Magnoliopsida, Sapindales, Anacardiaceae.